UCACGUCUCACUCGGAGCUUUCAGGAAGUGGCACCCAGUAAAAGAGAGGCGGUGAGAGCGCGGCGGCUCAGAGGCGCAUGGGAUGCCACCGACGCCAGGCCGCUUCUCUCCACCAUGAUCAACACCUACCAGACCAGCCUGGCUCCACCGCCGGUGCCGCCGCGCCUCAACAGGUCCCACCCGGUCCUCAUCCCCGCGCCGCUCCCAGCACAGAGCAGCAGCAGGCCCAUGAUGCGGUUCCUGCUCUGCGUGGUGCUGCUGAACCUGGUGCUGUGCGUCGGAGGAUUCAUCUACCUGUAUCACCACCUCAACAUGGAACAGCGCUUCUCAUCUGAAGGAACAGUUGCUUUUCGCGCAGCAGAAAAACAGGAAACGUUGGACAGAACCAGAACCAUGGCUCGAAUGGUGGUCAGCAAGUCCUCAAAGGAAUCCAAAUUAAGUUAUCUCCAGUGGGACAUGGACCACUCAGAACUGAAGUCCAUCAACUACUACGAGAGGAGCUGGCUGACUAUCCCCGAGUCGGGCGACUACUACGUCUACUCCAGGGUGACGUUCAGCAGGGGUCACGACAAACUCCCGCUCACCAGCCACGUGAGGCUGAGGAAGAGCCAAGCGGAGGAGGACAAGACCAUAAUGCAGGCCUGCUGCGACCUGGACAAAAUCAGUGACAUCCCGCGCCUGUGCACGGCCUCGCAGGGGGAAGUCAUGACCCUGGAGAAGGGGAACCAGCUCAGCGUCUGGGUUUCGGACCUGUCGCUAGUGAGCUACGAAGAAGGAGCUACAACCUUUGGGAUGUACAAACUCUAGGACUCCAGUGUGAACACGUGCGUGGACCUAAGCUGCAGAGUGGGAACUCGCUGAGUCCAUGGACAAUCGUUUUUGUGGAUUUCAGCAACAAAGACUACAUUUACAAACUAUAAUUUAUUUUAAAAAAGACACUUUACUAUAAGACUUUUUAGGAUAUGGGUUGUGUUAGUUUACGUAGCAUUUUGAAUGAUCUGUAUUUAUUGAUGCUUCAUUGAAACUAAAUCUAUUUAAUCUAAAACAUUUCUUUC
Molecule: messenger RNA, 1055 nt
Organism: Betta splendens (Siamese fighting fish)
Lineage: Eukaryota; Metazoa; Chordata; Actinopteri; Anabantiformes; Osphronemidae
Gene: cd40lg
Product: CD40 ligand
Exons: 4
Coding region: 115-807 (230 amino acids)
Biological process (GO): immune response
Cellular component (GO): membrane
Molecular function (GO): tumor necrosis factor receptor binding
Source: RefSeq, a predicted model, not a curated record